AUGCUGACCAGAUCCCCACGUGUGUCAGUCUCCAACAUGCUCAACCGGCUACAUGGCCAACCUGAAAGUUACGACAAGAAGUCCAAAUACCGAUUCGGCCGAACACUUGGCGCAGGCACCUACGGCAUCGUGAGAGAAGCCGACAGCCCAACUGGCAAGGUGGCUGUGAAGAUUAUCCUCAAGAAGAAUGUGAAGGGCAACGAGAGGAUGGUUUAUGAUGAGCUUGACAUGCUCCAGCGCUUGAAGCACCCCAACAUUGUCCGAUUCGUCGACUGGUUUGAGUCUAGAGACAAAUACUACAUUGUCACGGAGUUGGCGACCGGUGGCGAGCUUUUCGACCGCAUCUGCGAGCAAGGGAAGUUCACAGAAAAAGACGCCGCCGCGACUAUCAAGCAGGUGCUGGGGGCUGUUGAUUACCUUCACAGCAAGAAUGUGGUCCACAGGGAUCUUAAACCCGAAAACCUGCUCUAUCUGACCAAAGCGGCCGACUCGGACCUCGUUCUCGCUGACUUCGGUAUCGCCAAGAUGCUCGACAGCAAGGACGAAGUUCUAACCACCAUGGCGGGGUCAUUCGGCUACGCGGCGCCAGAAGUGAUGCUUAAGAAAGGCCACGGCAAACCCGUUGACAUGUGGUCCAUGGGCGUCAUCACCUACACACUUUUGUGUGGAUACUCGCCGUUCCGCUCCGAGAAUUUGCAGGACCUGAUCGAAGAGUGCAGCAAUGCGCAGGUGGUCUUUCAUGAGAGAUACUGGAAGGACGUUAGUGAAGACGCCAAGCAAUUCAUCAAGUGCCUGCUGCAACCCAAACCCGACGACAGGUGGACUUCCUCCCAGGCUCUGAACCACAUCUGGCUGACUGGUGACAAUGCCACGGACCACAACUUGAUUCCCGAGAUCAAGGCAUACAUGGCCAAGGCACGCCUUCGGAGAGGUAUCGAGAUGGUCAAGCUGGCCAACAGGAUCGAAGCCCUCAAGAUUCAGGAAGAAGAUCCAGAGGAUUCAGACAUGCCGACCGACUCGUACGCUGCUGCAGGUUCCUCCAGCGCUUCGAACGCUUCGAGCUCCAAGCCAGAGGCUGGUGCUUCUACUACUUCAAGCGAAGGCAAGCGAAACCUUGCCAAGAAGCUAAAGGGUGCCAUCUUCCGCGAGGUGGUGCUCGCGAAGGUGCGCGAGAUGAAGCAGCAGGAGCAGACGUUGAAGGUCGCGGAGGAGGUCGAAAAGGAGGCGAAGAGGCGUUCGUUCCACGAGUAA
This is a messenger RNA of Diaporthe amygdali, 1251 nucleotides long. RefSeq lists its product as uncharacterized. The transcript has 4 exons. Gene Ontology annotation, molecular function: ATP binding; calcium/calmodulin-dependent protein kinase activity. The record is from RefSeq and is a predicted model, not a curated record. Gene Ontology annotation, biological process: protein phosphorylation; cellular response to oxidative stress. Lineage: Eukaryota; Fungi; Ascomycota; Sordariomycetes; Diaporthales; Diaporthaceae. Bases 1 to 1251 code for a protein of 416 amino acids.